Cladophialophora psammophila CBS 110553 is the source of this 588-nucleotide messenger RNA. RefSeq lists its product as uncharacterized. Lineage: Eukaryota; Fungi; Ascomycota; Eurotiomycetes; Chaetothyriales; Herpotrichiellaceae. The record is from RefSeq and is a predicted model, not a curated record. The transcript is spliced from 3 exons. The coding region runs from base 1 to 588 and encodes 195 amino acids.
AUGGCUAUCUCGCUGUCUUCGGGUGUGCUCGCCGCCGUCGCCAUAUUUCAAUUGGUCCUUGGGUUCAUCGCUCUAAUCCUUGCGGCCUUCUCUAGCGUUUGCUUCGGCGCCGAGUUUGCAUAUGGCGUGGUUUGGUGGUCGUUUGGCUGGACACUGGUCAUUUCUUGCCUUCGCUGGUGGACUCAUGAUCUCCGGCGCUCCACCACAGAACAGAUGAUUCAUCUUGCUUUUGAAGUUUUCACUCUUGCCAACUGGGUGGUCACCGCCGGUGUCCUUGUUUCCUUGAAUAUACACUUGCACAAUCUCUCCGAGACAUACGCAUAUGAUGUUAAAAAUAAUAUCCCGCUGACGGGCGAGUUGAUAUCACAUCAAUUUACCAGCUUGGGUUUGGGUGGGCUCUACUGCAGCUAUGCUUUGAAUGCAGUUUCGGGUAUAAUCGUCGUUUUGCUCUUGCUUUCGACCUAUGGAAGCGUCAAGCUCCUGAGACUUUCAAGAGAAGCGCCAGGGAGCGACAAUUCCGAGAAGAAUUAUUCGCACGAGAACCUCUCAACACAGGAGAAAUUUGUCCGAAAGGCCGGGUCCUAUUGA